This is a messenger RNA of Loxodonta africana (African savanna elephant), 779 nucleotides long. It is a transcript of the gene RPS7, whose product is annotated as ribosomal protein S7. Bases 122 to 706 code for a protein of 194 amino acids. Gene Ontology annotation, biological process: rRNA processing; translation; ribosomal small subunit biogenesis. Gene Ontology annotation, cellular component: 90S preribosome; ribosome; cytosolic small ribosomal subunit. The transcript is spliced from 7 exons. Gene Ontology annotation, molecular function: structural constituent of ribosome. The record is from RefSeq and is a predicted model, not a curated record. NCBI's taxonomy places the organism in Eukaryota, Metazoa, Chordata, Mammalia, Proboscidea, Elephantidae.
UAAUUAGUCCAGAAGCGACGGACUCUCUUCACUGAGUCGGGAUACAGCCGAUUACCUGGCCGGUCCCCUCCGAUGGCUUAUACAGAGGGUCGCUUUUGCCCGGCACAAGACGGAAAAGGCCAUGUUCAGUUCAAGCGCGAAGAUUGUGAAGCCCAAUGGCGAAAAGCCGGAUGAGUUCGAGUCUGGCAUUUCUCAAGCGCUGCUUGAACUGGAGAUGAACUCGGACUUAAAGGCUCAGUUGAGGGAGCUGAAUAUAACCGCAGCCAAGGAAAUUGAAGUUGGUGGUGGCCGGAAAGCUAUUAUAAUCUUUGUUCCCGUUCCUCAACUGAAGUCUUUCCAGAAAAUCCAAGUCAGGCUAGUACGCGAACUGGAGAAAAAGUUCAGUGGAAAGCAUGUUGUCUUUAUUGCUCAGAGGAGAAUUCUGCCUAAACCAACUCGAAAAAGUCGUACAAAAAAUAAGCAGAAGCGUCCCAGGAGCCGUACUCUGACAGCCGUACAUGACGCGAUCCUUGAAGACUUGGUCUUCCCAAGUGAGAUCGUGGGCAAGAGAAUCCGUGUAAAACUGGACGGCAGCCGGCUUAUCAAAGUGCAUUUGGACAAAGCACAGCAGAACAAUGUAGAACACAAGGUUGAAACUUUUUCUGGUGUGUAUAAGAAGCUCACGGGCAAGGAUGUUAAUUUUGAAUUCCCAGAGUUUCAAUUGUAAAAAAAAAAAAAAAAAUGACUAAAUAAAGAGCCAUUCACAGUAUUCUGUCUUAGGAAUGUUUUUCAAAAUUCCA